AGCGCCGAGCGCCCCAAAAACUCACUCAGCAACCGAAAACGAUGAUGCAGCGAGCCGCUCGAUCUCUCGUCUCCAAGCUCCCAAAAUCCCCAAAACCCUCGAAAUUCCCCCAAAUUCCCUCAAAAAUCCCCCAGAACCCAUCAAGAUCUCGCCUUUCACCCUUUACAACCGAAAUCAGUCCCAGCAGAACCCACCAUCGCAGUCUGAGCACAAACAGCGAUCACAGCAGCGAGAUCGAUGAAAUCAAUAUGAAGUUCGCGGAGGCUCGGGAGGAGAUCGAGGCGGCGAUGGAAUCGAAGGAGACGGUGUACUUCGACGAGGAGGCCGAGUGCGCUCGCGAUGCAGUGAAGAUUGUGUUGGAUAAGUUCGAGGGCCUGAUGGCGAGGAUGGAGGAGAAGGAGAGGAUGGCGUUGCAGAGGUCGAUGGGGCUUAAGAUUGAACAGCUCAAAGCUGAGCUCAAGCAGCUGGAUGAGUAGAAUCUUGGAGGAAUUCUUUUGAGGUGGGUCUCUUUAUUAGCAUUAAGAUAUGAUCAGAGUUUAGAAUUUUGGAUUCAGAGGUCAUGAUUCAUGUUGCAAUAAUCAUAAAUUUGUUGAAUUUUGCUCCUGAAUAUGGUUUUAUUAUAAGAGUUCUAUUAGUAAA
Molecule: messenger RNA, 639 nt
Organism: Asparagus officinalis (garden asparagus)
Lineage: Eukaryota; Viridiplantae; Streptophyta; Magnoliopsida; Asparagales; Asparagaceae
Exons: 1
Coding region: 42-476 (144 amino acids)
Source: RefSeq, a predicted model, not a curated record